AUGAGUGGAAGUGGGUCACAGUCUUUGUUUUUCAUCAGUCUUUCAGAUCUGAGGAAUUUAUGUUGUGUAAAUUUGUUCUUCCCGAACACUUUCGAUGCAGGAGAGCUGACAAACAAGCAAAUGAAAACCUGCAGAGAACUCGUGCUCUUGUAUCCAGACAUCAUUGCUUCACCUGUGUUGGGGCAUUUUGGGGGCAUCACUGUUGUAAUGACUAUUGCCUGUUACAAGAGAGGCGUCAUCCAGGCCUUUGCAGAGAAACAUGAUCUACAGGUUGGCGCGCCAUUUUUUUCUUUUCCAGGAAAAGACUUCCUCAGUCACUCUGGUAAACUAAAUUCAGUUGUGCUAGAGCUGAAUGUCACCGAGACUCAACUGUGUGUCAGUGUGGGGGCCAAUACAGUCAGGCUUCCCCCAACUGUGAUAGAGGAUUUUGAUUUUCCUACUCCAGUGUUGAAAAACUUCCUCCACUCUAAUGAUGCUGUGCUUUACACAGUCAUGCCAAAUAACUGGUGCCACAUUCUGCCAAGUAUGAAGAAAGGGCAGAUCAUCAGUAUCAGUCGCAGGAUUCCACAUGAUUGCCCAUUCCAAUCUUACACAGACUUGCAAAAGCACUGGAACAGCAUGUAUGGAUAUCAGCUGCCUUCAGUAAGGGAAGAGGAAAUGAUCUACUGCAGUGUGCACUUUAAACCAAUAGGUGACAUACUGUUUACAUAUCCAUUGUGCUGUAUACGCACUCAGCCAAUACAGUGCUUUCCCAGAGUUGACCUGCAAGGGGUGCUGAACACCUUCAUAUCAGAUCUGCGGGAAGGACUGGAGUUUGUGUGUGGGAUUCCAGUGCAGAUGGCCAGCAAGCCUUGCUACUACAACAAUGAAUUGAUCAGACCAAUCUGUCAGUGCUCUGGGGCACUGCCUGUGAAUUUGACAACAGAAAACACCAGCAGGGCUGUGCUGAAUCAAAGACCCAGCAGCUGGACUUCCUCCAACUGCGCAACACCAUCCACUUCCUCUCACGCAAAUGCUCAUUUUACACACAGCCAGUCUCAGUCUGUGUUUCAGAGGCCAAAGCUUGUGCCAAUCUUCAAGAACAAAUCACACAUCGGCCAUGUGAACAUGAUGACCAAGACCCCUGCAGAGAAACAGCAGAAACUAGAAGGGCAGAAGUUGACUGCAAUUAUAAGGCCUGUUUCAUCUUCCAGUCUGUCAUCUUCUACCAGUCUACAAUGCUCCACCCCAUCAGCCCUUUUUGACCAGUUAAAAAGGCCAGGCCCUGAGCGGGUGACCCUAUCCUUUUCUGUGGGUCAAAAGGCCAACAGUGGGGUCACAUGGGUUCUGCCACAGCAGCCUUUUGUUUACACACAGCCCCAGCGCAUGCCUGAGAUACCCAGCAAUAGAGGGGGAGAUGUAAUUGAGUCAAAACCAAAGAGACUCAAACAGAGUGUGCAGGAUGUGGAGAAGUAUGCAAAAAGCAAUAAGCUCUCAAAGGUCAACUCAGCGACUCUGCAGGCUUGGUUGAAGAGUCGAGGAUUCAGCGUACGCUCCAAGGACAAGAAAGAGGAGCUAGUGUCAAAGGUCAUGAUAGUCAUAAAAAGUGAAACUUAA
Molecule: messenger RNA, 1596 nt
Organism: Myxocyprinus asiaticus (Chinese sucker)
Lineage: Eukaryota; Metazoa; Chordata; Actinopteri; Cypriniformes; Catostomidae
Exons: 13
Coding region: 1-1596 (531 amino acids)
Source: RefSeq, a predicted model, not a curated record